UAACCGAGACCAUUCCAAAAUAGAUUCUAGGAAGUGGAUGUGGUUGAUCCGGUUGAUCGUCAUGUGCACUCAAGUCGAUAAGAAGAAGGUGCUUGUAACAGGAUUUGGCCCAUUUCAAGGACACUCUGUCAAUGCAAGUUGGGAAUCAGUCAAGGAGCUUCAGAAAGGAAAAUUUACCAGUGACGUGACGAUCCACAUUGCUGAGAUACCAGUUGCCUACAAAUAUGUUGAAGAUAACUUAUACAAAUUAGAGAAAGAACUGAAUCCUGAUCUUAUAAUGCAUGUUGGAGUUUCAAGCAUUGGUCACUGUGUGCAGAUUGAAGAAUUUGCUCACAGCACUGGCUAUACAAAACAAGACGUUGAGGGAUGCAUACCAGACGAGUCUUCAAUUGGUCCUAAAUGCUUGAAAACUUCCUUGGAUAUUAGUGAACUCAGAAUGUUUUGUGACAAGCAUGCAUGCUCCUGUACAAUCGAAUCAUCGACUGACGCCGGACGGUACCUCUGUGAGUACAUCUAUUACACUUCAUUAAAUGCAAACAUCGCCCCGGCUCUAUUCGUUCAUGUCCCAUGUUUGGAUGCCCCAUACAGCAAGGAAGAACUGGCAGAAACAUUAAGGCUGAUAGUUCUCGCAGCAUUGAGCCAAAUCAGUAGGACGAAAUAAGAAGUAACAAUUCUUCCUUUUGUAUUUGGGAUUUGCUAUCCAAGCACUCAAAGUGUUUGUAUAAAAGCUUUUUUUU
Molecule: messenger RNA, 737 nt
Organism: Rhopilema esculentum
Lineage: Eukaryota; Metazoa; Cnidaria; Scyphozoa; Rhizostomeae; Rhizostomatidae
Product: pyroglutamyl-peptidase 1
Biological process (GO): proteolysis
Cellular component (GO): cytosol
Molecular function (GO): pyroglutamyl-peptidase activity
Source: RefSeq, a predicted model, not a curated record